Molecule: messenger RNA, 1586 nt
Organism: Kickxella alabastrina
Lineage: Eukaryota; Fungi; Kickxellomycota; Kickxellomycetes; Kickxellales; Kickxellaceae
Product: actin family
Exons: 1
Coding region: 120-1490 (456 amino acids)
Biological process (GO): regulation of transcription by RNA polymerase II
Cellular component (GO): SWI/SNF complex; NuA4 histone acetyltransferase complex
Molecular function (GO): chromatin binding
Source: RefSeq, a predicted model, not a curated record
UUUUAAUAUCUACUUCAAUUCGCUGCUUCAUUUUUAUUUUUACAUUUCAAAUUGUUUUUUCUUUUCAUUGACCACAUUCAUUUCCCCUUUUAUAUUUUCCACGACUUGACCAAAACAAAAUGCCCACAUACGGCGGCGACGAGGUGAAUGCAUUGGUGAUUGACGUCGGCAGCACAUGGACGCGCGCGGGCUUUGCAGGUGAGGACCUGCCCAAGGCGUACUUUCCUUCGCACGCCGGCUACAUCGAGUCUGAGGUUGAGGUGACCGAGACUUCCGAUGAGCCCAAGGAUAUCAGCAAGGCGGGUGGCGACCAGGACGUGGAGAUGGCCGAUGUAGAGGCAGAGGCAGCGGGAGAGACAACCGAUGCCAGGACAAAGAAGGUGCGCAAAUUCUUUGUUGGCGACACAGAGUCGGCAACCUGGCGCGCUGGCAUGGAGGUGGGCGGGCCAAUGGAGCAGGGUCUCGUCAAGGACUGGGACAUGUACGAGAAGAUAUGGGAAUAUGCGUUCAAGUCCCGGCUGCGCGUGAAGCCCGAGGAGCACCCGGUGAUGGUCAGCGAGGCUGCAUGGAACACCAGCGCGCACCGGGCCAAGCUGGUCGAAAUGGCGUUUGAAAAGUUUAACUGUCCGGCGUUCUUCGUGUGCAAGACGCCAGUGCUGGCGGCCUUUGGAACCGGCCGGCCCACGGGGCUGGUAGUAGAUGUGGGUGGCGAGAUGGCUAGCGCAUGCGCUGUGUACGAAGGAUACUGCCUGACAAAGUCCGUGUGCAAGCAGGAGCUCGGCGGGGAGGUCAUUUCGCAGCAGAUUCUUGAGAAGCUGCGGAUGGAGAACAGCUACGAGAUGACCCCGCUGUUCGACAUCAAAUCCAAAGCGCCCGUGGACACGUUGCAGCCGCCGGCAAUUGUAUGCUACAACCGUGCUGAUACCACUAGUUCGUACCUCGAGGAUAUGCGGCUGCGUGCCGUGCAGGAGUUCAAAGAGGCAGCAUGCGAGAUCCUCGAGCGUCCAUACACCGCCGACCUUGUUGCCAGCAAGCCGCCCAAGCCAUUCGAGUUUCCCGAUGGAUUUAACCUGUCUGUUGGCGCGAUGCGCUAUGCGCUACCUGAGAUUCUGUUUAACCCGAACCAAUAUCUGGUCAGCCACCCUAAACGCCUGGAGAACGAGGCGCUGCUCGGCGUGCACGAGAUUGCGCUCAAGAGCGUGAUGGCCAGUGAUGUUGAUCUGCGGCCACAGCUGCUGAGCAGCGUGGUGCUGGCUGGUGGCUCGACUUUGUUCCCAGGCUUCGUCGACCGCAUUUCGGUUAUGCUGCAGAAUUCUAUUCCUGGCAGUCGUAUCAAGAUGUACGCGCCCAGCACCAAUACUGAGCGCAAGGUCACCGCUUGGCUUGGCGGCUCGAUCCUGGCGUCGCUGGGCACCUUCCACCAGCUUUGGAUAUCGCGUGCAGAAUAUGACGAGCAUGGUGCGUCGAUUGUGGACAAAAAGUGCCAAUGAAAAAUAAAUGGAAAUAAUCUUAUUUCUUUGCCACAUCACCCGUACGUGUAUUUCCUUCAUUUAAUUAAAUUCAAAUUACAAGUUAAACCCCAUUCA